AUGGAAAGACAAGCAGAAACCUCACGAAGGAAGGGGGAAGUGGUCACAGAUCCUUGUCGGGACUGGCUCCAGGGUCUGGGCUCAGGGAUGCAGGCUGCAGGGUUAGAGAGCAGGGCCACAAGAGGGCUUGGUGAUCCAGGAGGCUUCGGAGGGAAGGACACUGGCCUGUGCCUGGAUGAUUCUCCUGCCAAGGACAUCAUCAACUUCCCCUCAGUGCUGCCCGGCAUCCUCUAUGAUGUGAGCCACCAGUGUCGCCUCCAGUACGGGGCCUACUCUGCCUUCUGUGACAACAUGGAUAAUGUCUGCCACACACUUUGGUGCUAUGUCGGGACCACCUGUCACUCCAAGCUGGAUUCGGCUGUGGACGGCACCUGGUGUGGGGAGAACAAGUGGUGUCUCAAUGGGGAGUGGGUACCCAUGGGCUUCCGGCCUGAGGCCCUGGACGGUGGCUGGUCCGGCUGGAGUGCCUGGUCCAUCUGUUCGUGGAGCUGUGGCGUGGCCGUGCAGAGCGCUGAGUGGCAGUGCACGCAGCCUGCGCCCAAAUACAAGGGCAAGUACUGCGUGCGUGAGCGGAAGCGUUUCCGCCUCUGCAACCUACAAGCCUGCCCCUCUGGCCGCCCUUCCUCCUGCCACAUCCAGUGCAGCCACUUUGACAUUAUGCUCUACAAGGGCCAGCUGCACACAUGGGUGCCUGUGGUCAAUGACGUGAACCCCUGUGAGCUGCACUGCCGGCUCUCAAAUGAGUAUUUUGCCAAGAAGCUGCAGGACGCCGUGGUUGAUGGCACCCCCUGCUACCGGGGCAGGGUCAGCUGGGACCUCUGCAUCAAUGGCAUCUGCAAGAAUGUGGGCUGUGACUUGGAGAUUGACUCCGGUGCCAUGGAGGACUGUUGUGGCAUGUGCCACGGCAAUGGCUCCACCUGCCACACCGUGAGCGAGACCUUUGAGGAGGCCGAGGGCCUGCAUAUGGGCCCGUGGCCGGCAGGGUAUGUGGACGUGAGGCUGAUCCCAGCUGGCGCACGUGAGAUCUCCAUACAGGAGGCUGCUAACUUCCUGGCACUGCAGAGCGAGGACCCAAAGAAGUACUUCCUCAAUGGCGGCUGGAUCAUCCAGGGGGACGGGGACUACCAGGUGGCAGGGACCACCUUAACAUACGCACGCAGGGGCAACUGGGAGAAUCUCACGUCCCUGGGUCCCACCAAUGAGCCUGUCUAGAUUCAGCUGCUGUUCCAGGAGAGCAACCCCGGGGUGCGCUAUGAGUACACCGUCCACAGGGAGGCAGAUGGCCAUGGCGAGGUCCCACCGCCCGAGUUCUCCUGGCACUACGGACCCUGGACCAAGUGCACUGUUACCUGUGGCACAGGUGUGCAGAGGCAGAGUGUGUACUGCUCGGAGUGGCAGGCAGGGCCUGUGGACGAGGGGCACUGUGACCGCCUGGGCCAGCCCGAUGACCGCCAGAGGAAGUGCAGUGAGCAGCCCUGCCCUGCCAGGUGGUGGGCAGGUGAGUGGCAGCUGUGCUGCAGCCUCUGCGGGCCUGGGGGUCUCUCACGCCGGGUCAUGCUCUGCAUCCGCAGCAUGGGGCUGGAUGAGCAGAGCGCCCUGGAGCCGCCGGCCUGUGAACACCUUCCCCGGCCCCCGUCUGAAACCCCCUGCAACUGCCACGUGCCCUGUCCGGCCACCUGGGCUAUGGGGAACUGGUCUCAGUGCUCAGUGACAUGCGGGGAGGGCACUCAGCACCGAAGUGUCCUCUGACCCAGUGACACUGGUGUCCCCUGUGACGAGGCCCAGCAGCCAGCCCGCCAUGUCACCUGCUCUUUGCCACCCUGUCUGCAGCCCCUGGACACACUGGUCCCUGAAGGCUCAGGCAGCGGCUCCUCCAGCCACGAGCUCUUCAAAUAGGCUGACUUCAUCCCGCGCUGCCUGGCCCCAUGCUCUUCAGCCUCCUCAGCACCCACGCCAGUCAUGGGCAACGCCAUCGACGAGGAGGCCCUUGAGCUGGACCCGCCUGGGUCCGUAUUUGUGGACGACUUCUACGACUACAAUUUUAUCAACUUCCAUGAGGACCUGUCCUAUGGGCCACCCUUCGAGGAGCCUGAUCUAGACCUGGUGGGGACAGGGGAUGGGACACCCACACCACGCGGCCAUCCUGCUGCAUCCUCCACAGAUAGACCCGUGUCUGCUACAGAGCCUCCUGAAGCCAUGGAGGAAGGGCCACCGGGGCCUUGGUCCCCUAGCUCUUGGCCCAGCCAGGCCGGCCGCUCCCCACCCCCACCCUCAGAGCUGACCCCUGGGAACUCUUUGGUCAAUUUCCUGCCUGAGGAAGACACCCUCACAGGGGGCCCAGACCUUGGGCUCCCCAGCCUGCCCUGGCCCAGGGUUUCCCCUGAUGGCAUGCAGAUGCCUGCCACCCCUGGGAGCCAAAAUGACUUGGUUGGCAAGGACAGACAGCGCCAACUGCCCCCUCCAUGGCGGGACAGGACCAAUGACGUUUCCAAGGACGAUGAGGAACCCGGGGGCUGCGGAACCACCCACCUGCCCCUGAGACCCAGCCCCACACUGCCCCCUUCGUCCUCUGUCAGCAGCACCCACUCCUCUCCUGGUCCUGAUGUAGUGGAGCUGUGGACAGGAGGGACUGUAGCCUGGAAGCCAGCUCUGGAGGGUGGCCUGGGGCCUGGGGACAGUGGGCUGAGGCCCACUGUGGAGGUAGCUCCUCCCCUUUCUCCCAUAGCCCCUCUGCCACAGACGGAAGGCAGGGACAGCCCCCUGCAGCUGGGGACUCCCAACUCCCCAACCCCAGGACCAGGUUCCUGGGACCUGCGGACUGUGGCAGUGUGGGGCACCUUCCUCCCCAUGACCCUGACUGGCCUCGGGCACACACCUGAGCCUGACCCGGGACCCGAGGGCCAGCCUGAGUCCCUCAGCCCUGAGGUGCCCCUGAGCUCUGGGCUGCUGUCCACACCAGCUUGGGACAGCCCUGCAAACAGCCGCAGAGCCCCUGAGACCCAGCCCCCGGCCCCCAGCCUGGCUGAGUCGGGGCCCCCUGUAGACCCACUGGCUGCCAGGAAUGACAGCUGGCAAGCUAGAAACUGGAGCGAGUGCUCCACCACCUGCGGCCUGGGUGCCAUCUGGAGGCCAGUGCGCUGUAGCUCUGGCUGGGAUGAGGACUGCACCCCUGCUGGCUGACCCCAGCCUACCCGCCACUGCCACAUGCGGCCCUGUGCCACCUGGCACUCGGGCAACUGCAGUAAGGUGUGUGAGGGUGGAGCCAGGGCAGGGAGCCCCAGGGCACGGGGCAGAGCCCUGGGUCCCCAUGGCCUGUGUUCCAAGAGCAGCAGGGCGGGGGAGGGCUCCGGGCUGCAC
Sapajus apella (tufted capuchin) is the source of this 3357-nucleotide messenger RNA. RefSeq names its product A disintegrin and metalloproteinase with thrombospondin motifs 7-like. The record is from RefSeq and is a predicted model, not a curated record. Gene Ontology annotation, cellular component: extracellular matrix. Gene Ontology annotation, biological process: extracellular matrix organization. Lineage: Eukaryota; Metazoa; Chordata; Mammalia; Primates; Cebidae. Gene Ontology annotation, molecular function: metalloendopeptidase activity.